Molecule: messenger RNA, 1791 nt
Organism: Rotaria sordida
Lineage: Eukaryota; Metazoa; Rotifera; Eurotatoria; Philodinida; Philodinidae
Source: the annotation of a GenBank genome assembly
AUGGUAGACUCUAGUUUAAUAACUGAUGAAGAAUCAACUUAUAAUAAUUUAUCAGAUUUGAGUACAUCUGAUAAUGAAGAAACAACUACAGCAGAUUAUCAAGAAGAUUCAUAUUCAACUUCAGUUUCAGCACGUAUAAGUUCAACAUUAAGUUCUCAAUAUAUUUAUCGAUCACAUCAAACAAAUAUUCAAUCAUAUGAUGAUAUUCCAUUUGAAUCAUCUAUUGAACCUGAUCAAUCUGAUUUCGUAAAUCAUGAUAAUUUUUCAUCUGAUAUAAAUAUAGCAAAUCAACGAACAAUAAGUAGCAAUUCCGAUAUAUUUUCAACAACAAAAACAAUUCUUGCACAAGCACUUCCAGAAACACUUGCAGCACCACCAGGAUGGUAUAGUGAAUUAUUUGAUUCAUUUUUAACUAUUUCACUUGAAAUGGAAUCAAAUUUAAAUAUUAAUAAUAAUAAUAAUAAUAAUAUAAAUUUUAUUGAAGAAAAUGAAGAUUAUCAAACUUUAAAUAUGAUGGAUGCUCCUCCAAUGAUUUUUUCUUCAACUGAUGAAUAUAAUCGAAGAAUUAAUGAAAUAUCAUCAUCAACUAUAUUUCCAUCAACAGCUUUCAAUACAAAUAGUAUUAGUGAAAUGAGUAAUAUAACAUUUGAUGAUUGUAUAAGUAACGAAGAAACAAUAAAUUUAAUGAAAGAUCAAGAAAUUUCAUCAUCAAAUAUAGAAGAUAUAGAAUCAUCCACACCACCACCGAUUGUUAUUCGUAAAAAAAUGCCAAAUAAUAAUGUUACAUAUCAACAAAAUAUUACUGUACGUUAUUUACAACCACCUACACCACCACCACAUGGGCCAAUUAUUAUUCGUGAAAUUUGUCCAUCUUCAUCAAUACCAGAACCACCUCUUCAAAUUCGACAACGACCACCACCUCCAGUCACACCACCACCAUUAAUAAUUAGAGAAAGACCUCCUACACCUCCACCUCGACUUUCUCCACAAGUAAUUGAAAAAUUAUUACCACCACCACCUCGUCCGCCACGUCGUAUGAUUGUCGAACGUUUUGCAUCAUGUCCACCUAAACCAGCUGAUGUUAUCAUUGAACGUUGGUUACCUUAUAAACGAAGUGAUCGACGACAAGUUCUUUAUCAACGUGCACCACAACAUAAUAUACGACCAAAAGAACCAAAUAUACUUAUUAUACAUGAACAACCACAUGCACGUAUUCAGCAAGAAUUUAUAAAUGAAGGAGUCACUCGAGUCGAUCCUCAAGUUUAUCUUCAACGUUAUGGUUCUGAACUUGAUUCAUGGCAGAAAAAUUCCCAUUUAACUAAUUUAGUUAGUCAAGCAACUCAUGUUUUACCUCCACCUAAACCAACAUUUUCAACAAUUGAUCCACACAGUCAUCUUCAAUCUCCGACUUCUUACGCACAUGGAUAUCAAUCUCCUCCAUCUACUGGUGCUACAAAUAUCCCGAAUAAAAUGAAAUCAGCCACAUCUACACCUUAUUCAAAGUCAUAUUCUGAUGAUUAUGCACAAUUUGAUUCAUCUUAUCAUUAUUCUCCACAAUCUUUUGAUAGAGUACAAGAAGAAAACGUGAACAAAAUGGUCAAUGGAACACAUUUAUGGGAUGAUCAUUCUUAUCCACCAAGUUCUCGUUCUCAUCUUCCAUCUUAUCAAUUUCCAUCAACAUCAUCGCCUAUUCCUUCGAAAACAAUUCAAGUGAAUUCUGAGACUGAACUUCAACAUAUUCUUUCUGAUUUAACACAUGGCCAGGUGUCAUCAUCACUUGGUUCAUAUUAA